This is a messenger RNA of Enhydra lutris kenyoni (northern sea otter), 712 nucleotides long. RefSeq names its product IQ domain-containing protein F5-like. The transcript is spliced from 3 exons. Gene Ontology annotation, molecular function: calmodulin binding. Bases 1 to 705 code for a protein of 234 amino acids. Lineage: Eukaryota; Metazoa; Chordata; Mammalia; Carnivora; Mustelidae. The record is from RefSeq and is a predicted model, not a curated record.
AUGGGCGUUCGGUUUUGUAAGAAUGGCAAUGUUUGUGAAAUCGUGAUAGAAGAUGUUGAGGAAACCACUUUGAGGAAAGGGAAAGAGGAAGAGGAAGAGAAAGUGGAAGAAAAAGUGGAAGAGGAAGAGGAAGAGAAAGUGGAAGAAAAAGUGGAAGAGAAAGAGGAAGAGAAAAAGAAGAAAAAGAAAAAGAAAGAGACUCCACCCCCCCCUCCCCCACCCCCACCCCCACCGCCACCCCCUCCACCUCCACCUCCCCCACCCCCACCACCAAAGAAGCAUCCUGACCAAGAGCAGAAAGCCAUAAAGAUCCAGGCGUGGUGGCGGGGCACCCUGGUGCGCAGGACCUUGCUGCACGCGGCCCUCAGAGCAUGUGUCAUUCAGCACUGGUGGAAGCUGAUGCUGGCAAAGCUGCUGGAGAAGAGAAAGCGAGCAGCCCUCGAGUCCUUCUCGCGGCGAGAAUGGGCAGUGGUCCAGCUGCAGUCCUUGGUCCGCAUGUGGCGCGUCCGCCAGCGUUACUGCCGUUUGCUCCACGCUGUCCGCAUCAUCCAGGUCUACUGGCGCUGGCAUAACUGCCAUUCCCGUGGCUUUUUCCAGGGCACCUACAACCUCACGGCAUCACAGCUGGGUCUUGAACUUGAGAUUUUUUUGGGCUCACAGAUUUGUCGGAUUACGGACUGCAUCCCCUUCCCAAUAAAGAACUGAUCAGGUC